Messenger RNA from Penaeus vannamei (Pacific white shrimp), 138 nucleotides. Lineage: Eukaryota; Metazoa; Arthropoda; Malacostraca; Decapoda; Penaeidae. The record is from RefSeq and is a predicted model, not a curated record.
GAACCCAAGCCAGUGUCAAAAGGACCCAGUGUGGUGAAGAUCAAAGAGAAAAAAUCUCCAAAGAAGCAGACUGUUUUUGACCCAGCAGCCUUAGGUACUAUCUGUAGUUUUGGGAGCAUUUUAUUGAAAUUCCUCUGA